AUGUUUUAUUCAGAACAACUCCUGGCCAAGACCGGGCCUUUGGCUCGUGUCUGGCUUGCUUCUAAUGUCGAGCGCAAGCUCUCAAAAUCGCAAAUCCUACAAUCCGAUAUUCAGAGCAGCGUGGGCGCCAUUGUGGACCAAGGACAUGCUCCUAUGGCCUUGCGCCUGAGUGGUCAGCUUAUGCUGGGCGUGGUGCGAAUCUAUGGGAGAAAAGCCCGAUAUCUGCUCGACGAUUGUAACGAGGCUUUGGUCAAGAUCAGAAUGACCUUCAAAUCGACCAACAACCACGAUCUGCCCGCCAAUGCGACAACCACUGUCGACCUCAAUCUACCUGAAUUGCUCACCAUCGAUGAUUUGUUCUCUAACAUGGACUUCACGUUCCCCAUGACCCAACAACCACCCACUACAACUGAACAAAGUCAAUUGCUCGAUGAGGAGGAAGAAGAAGACUGGACCAGCUCUCUCGUCCCUCAGCAGAAGAGUUCUGAAUCGAUGCUCACUCCUAACGAAGAAUUAUUAUACAACGAGGUCGAUCUUGAUCUCGACUUUGGAGAAGGCGAUGACAUGGACAUGAAUGACACCACCGUCAGUAUGAAUCUUGGUCGAAAUGCACAGAGCCCGAAACCUAGUGGCGAAGGAGAGGCCCUCCUUUAUGACGACGAAGAGGCCCUCGACUUGGAUUUCGGUGAAGACACGCCUAUGCCGGAUCAGCCUUAUGCAGAUGAUACUCUACCUCCUGUCGGUGAUGCAGCACCGCUUGAGUUCGAAGAUGACGAGACACUCCAAUUGCAACGAGUGGCGGGGGUCCCGUCUCGUGGACGAGACACAGAGUCUCCUUUAUCAGAGGCUAACUCUGACAUCCUUCGCGAACUCGACACGACAUUCCAUAACCAACCGGAAGAGGAGAUCGAAGAAGUGGUAGUCCGGCAACGUCAGCGGAGUAGAAAGCAGAAAGUCCUCAUGCCCGACGUUGAAACUGUGCUCCAUAACAACCAGAUCAAAGCACAGGCAGCAGACCGGUCGAAGAUCUUGCGCCCUCCAUCGUUUCUGCCUUCAAAUUCUCUCACGAUGAACUUAGCGAGCAUGCAAAAGAGCGGCGGCUUUGUCUCGUACGCAAUGAAUGACGGUCAGUCCAAAGAUUGGGCACCCGAGCUCCAAGGUCUAUUGUCGUUUGAAAUAGUGUCGAAAUCCGGGCAACUCAAGAGGAAGCGAGAUAGCGGCAUCGGUGGUCUAAGCGAAGACGAACACAGUGAAAAGUCCCCACGACUACAAGGCCCAGAAAAUGCAAUGGAGGAUGAAGGUGUCCACCUUGAAGAUGCCCAGCGCGACAUCACCCUGGAUGACAUAGCCCCUCUACCCAUGAGCGACGGUCUUCCAGUCUUCGAUAAUGCUGCUGAGGACGAAGAUGAUGCCGGCGACGGCACAUUCAACGAUACAACGGUGCCGCUUGUCCAUCCUGCCGACAGUGGCCCUAUCUCACUCGGGACACAACAUGCAGUUCAUCUCCUGCGUGACCGACUUGGGAAUGCUGAUGAUGCCCAUCCAUCUUCGCCAGCCAAGAAAUCCGUGCUGCUACAAGAUCUCGUCCCAGAAGGUCGGGCAAGCAAGGAGGAUGCCACGAAAAUGUUCUUCGAGGUGCUAGUUCUAGCCUCAAAGGACGCAAUAAAGGUUGAGCAAGGCAACAAGUCGAUAGGAAUGCCCCUACGGAUCAGAGCAAAACGAGGACUGUGGGGAGCAUGGGCAGAGACAAGUCCAGGCGACGAUCCAACUGUCCCCACAACGGCUUCUCAGCAAGUGGCUGCUUCAGCUUGA
This is a messenger RNA of Fonsecaea nubica, 1812 nucleotides long. RefSeq lists its product as hypothetical. Gene Ontology annotation, molecular function: protein binding; chromatin binding. Bases 1 to 1812 code for a protein of 603 amino acids. Gene Ontology annotation, biological process: replication-born double-strand break repair via sister chromatid exchange; mitotic sister chromatid cohesion; synaptonemal complex assembly. The record is from RefSeq and is a predicted model, not a curated record. Gene Ontology annotation, cellular component: cohesin complex; synaptonemal complex. The transcript is spliced from 2 exons. NCBI's taxonomy places the organism in Eukaryota, Fungi, Ascomycota, Eurotiomycetes, Chaetothyriales, Herpotrichiellaceae.